AUGGCUCGAGAACCAAUAGAGUGGCCGACUUGCGCCAGCGCCGAUUGCAUUUACCGAAGCGAAGCAAAAUGGUCGCGAAAGUUUCACAUUUCGGUUGCAUUGUGUGCAGCCACCAAUGCGCAGGUUUUGCGGGACGACGAGGUCCGCCGAUUGGCCCCGAGCAGGCCGGAGGAGGUCUCCGAUUGGCUGAAAGCGAUUAAAUUGGCACUCAAUUUGUCCGCGAUAGACAUCUUAGAUCAAUUAUGUCGCGGCUAA
Molecule: messenger RNA, 255 nt
Organism: Pieris macdunnoughi
Lineage: Eukaryota; Metazoa; Arthropoda; Insecta; Lepidoptera; Pieridae
Source: the annotation of a GenBank genome assembly